Exserohilum turcica Et28A is the source of this 1742-nucleotide messenger RNA. RefSeq lists its product as uncharacterized. Bases 38 to 1348 code for a protein of 436 amino acids. Gene Ontology annotation, molecular function: translation initiation factor activity. Gene Ontology annotation, biological process: translational initiation. Gene Ontology annotation, cellular component: eukaryotic translation initiation factor 3 complex; cytoplasm; nucleus. The record is from RefSeq and is a predicted model, not a curated record. NCBI's taxonomy places the organism in Eukaryota, Fungi, Ascomycota, Dothideomycetes, Pleosporales, Pleosporaceae. The transcript has 3 exons.
ACCACCCACACACCCACCCGCCCGACAACCGCCCACCAUGGCCGACUCUGCGGCAGCCGGCGCAAACGUCGCCGAACAGUACUCGCUGCUCCCCAAGCUCAUGCCCCAUCUCGACCGCCACCUCAUCUACCCGCUCCUCAACUUCUCGAGCGAUGAAGAGGCCGAGCAGACGGCCGAGCAGAAGAAGCUGCUGCUCGAGCUGCUCAAGCCCACCAACAUGACCGACUUUGUUGGCCAGCUGCACCAGGAGGUCCACGGCCUCGCCGACAUGUCGGACGAGUACAAGAAGAAGCGCGAGGAAGUGCUGCAGAAGCGCGACCAGCUCGAGGACGCCACGAGCAAGAUCAGCGGCCUGCUGGAUGACGAGAACGUCGUCACAAACCUGCGGAGCGACAAGCAGCAGAACUUGGCCUACCUCAAGGAGAGCCACGGUGUCGACAUGGAAAUGGUCAACCAGCUGCUCGAGUUUGGCCAGUUCCAGUACUCGUGCGGCGUCUACCCCCAUGCCGCCGAGCUUCUCUACCGCUUCAGGGUUCUGACCACCGACGGCGACAAGGAGCGCGAGGCCACCUGGGGUAAGCUCGCUUGCGAGAUCCUGUCGGUCAACUGGGACUCGGCCAUGGAGGAGAUCAACAAGCUCAAGGAGAUCAUUGACACACGCCUCUUCAACAACCCUCUUGCACAGCUGCAGCACCGCACCUGGUUGAUCCACUGGUCGCUUUUCCCUCUCUUCAACCACGAAACCUCGCGCGAAACCCUCACCGACAUGUUCUUCUCUCCUGCAUACAUCAACACCAUCCAGACAAGCUGUCCCUGGAUCCUGCGCUACCUCGCUGCCGCCGUCAUUACCGGCCGCAACCGGGGCAGGAACUCGAAUCAGUACCAGAAGCAACUCAAGGACCUGAUUAGGAUUGUGCGACAAGAAGGCUACGAAUACAGCGACCCGGUCACCGACUUCAUCAAGGCCCUGUACAUUGACUUUGACUUUGAGGAGGCGCAAAAGAAGCUGGGCGAGACCGAGGAGAUCCUUAAGAACGACUUCUUCUUGCUGGGCGCCGCAGACCAGUUUGUGGAUGCAGCCAGGCAUCUCAUUUCCGAGAGCUACUGCAAGAUCCACCAGAGAAUCGACAUCAAGGACCUCUCAACACGUCUCGGUCUCUCCCAGGACGAGGGUGAGAAGUGGAUCGUCAACCUCAUCCGCGACACGCGCGUAGACGCAAAGAUUGACUACCAAGCCGGCACAGUCGUCAUGAACCACCCCCCACAAUCAGUCUACCAGCAAGUCAUUGAGCGCACAAAGGGCGGCUUCUUCAGAACACAGGUCCUCAGCGCCGCCGUGGCAAAAUGAGUAUGUGAUUUUGUACGACUACAUUUGUGUGCUUUUUGUUUUUUCUUCUUCUCGUUUAAUGGCGAUACGUGGCAGUAGCGGUAGUAAGGGAAAACCCGGCGUCUGGGGAGGUCAAGCAUAUAUGUGUGUGUGAGAGAGAGAGUGUGUGUCUGGGUUGAUGAUUGAUGAUGACAAUUUCAUGAUCUAUGCCAUGAGCAAAAAAAAAGUAGACGCCCAGAGAGAAGCAGAAGCGAAGGAGCAGAUCAAAAUAAAGUUCAUGGCAGCGGUUAGGCGGGGGUAGCGCGGGUUCGGUAUCUAUAUAUCUAGGCUUUGCGAAAUCAGGUCGUGGGUUAGGUUAGGUCAAGGUCACGAUUGGAGUGGAGUGGAGUGGAAGAGAUAGUAAAGACAGACUUAC